Lineus longissimus is the source of this 902-nucleotide messenger RNA. Its product is annotated as sigma non-opioid intracellular receptor 1-like. The coding region runs from base 53 to 718 and encodes 221 amino acids. The record is from RefSeq and is a predicted model, not a curated record. Gene Ontology annotation, cellular component: endoplasmic reticulum. The transcript has 4 exons. NCBI's taxonomy places the organism in Eukaryota, Metazoa, Nemertea, Pilidiophora, Heteronemertea, Lineidae.
UUUUCCAGGAAUGGUACAAAUCGCAAAUAACAACUAAAAAUCGCAGCCAAAAAUGCUUCGUACGGUGUUUAAACUUGCUUUUUAUGGGGCCAUACUUUGUUUGCUUAUUCAUAGUUGGUUAACCUACAAAGAUUACCUCUUCGAUCAGGAUGAAAUUCAUGCAAUGGCCAAGAAAUAUGUUGGCAAAGACCCAGCAGUCGCUUACAAACUAAUCCUGAAAGAGCUGCGACAGAAGUUCCCCGGUCACAUCCUGCCCAACAGUGACCUUCAGUGGAUCUUCGUCAAUGCUGGUGGAUGGAUGGGCAGCAUGUGUUUGCUGCAUGCCUCGCUCACAGAAUAUGUCCUGUUCUUCGGGACGGCGGUGGAUACCAGUGGACACUCAGGUCGUUAUUGGGCAAAUAUAUCUGAUACAGUCCUGACAGGGGAAUUUCGCCAGUGGAAGGAGGGUGAAAUAAAAAGCACCGUUCAUAAACCGGGUGAUACCAUCGUCCACGUCUGGGGUGAAGCUACUGCUGUCCAGUUUUCUGCCGGGACCUGGUUUUUCGAAUACGGUCGAGGAUUCAUUCCGUCCACGAUGGGUUUCGCUCUCGCGGACACUCUCUUCUCCACGCAGGAUUUUGUUACGAUGUAUUAUACAUUUAGAAUAUACACAAAGGGCAUUUUACAAGAACUCUCUCACAAUGUUUUUGAAUAUAUAGACUUUAUGAAGGGUAGCUAAGUUAUUGACAUGAUUUUAGAAUAUUUUUGAUUUUUUAUAAUUUAAGUGAAAUUUACAAGCUGUUGAUGCAGAGCUAUUUUUGACUUUGUUAAAUGUAUAAUCUUAUCAGAGGGGUGUUUUUUCUCUAUCGCUCAUCAUUUCCACCGUGUGUCAUUUCUAAUAAAGAAAUUAUCCAGCAAAUUUA